Molecule: messenger RNA, 4074 nt
Organism: Spirodela intermedia
Lineage: Eukaryota; Viridiplantae; Streptophyta; Magnoliopsida; Alismatales; Araceae
Source: the annotation of a GenBank genome assembly
AUGGGGAACGCGAGCGGGAAGGAGGGCGGCGAGAUCGGAAACGGCGAUCCGUCUGUGAGAUCUGAAGGUGAUGCCCGGGGCAGCCGUGACAACAAAUGUCGUGUCAGUUCGGUGGAGUCGAUGGGGAACACGCCACCGGGAAGUCCUGGACGUUCGCGAUCUCCGCUUUUGUUUGCUCCACAGGUAAAGGUUGAUAUGAUGCUUUGAUGGGGGUAAUGCCCGCUGCGCAAUUUUCUCGGAGCCGUGUUGUCACCUGUUUGCCGUUAUUCCUGGAUUAUAUUUUCUCUGGUUAUGGAAUCCGAUCAGUUUAUUGAAUAGGUGUUAUGCUAAUCAUUAACCACGUUUCCUAUCUGUGUCAAAAUUUGAUCGAGUCUUAGUUUCUUGAUAUUUUGUAUUUAUUACGGCGUCGCGCACGGGAUCGUAACCGCAUUAUUUAUUAGUCUCCUUUCGCUGCGUGCGUUCUUGUUCCUCUGAUUAGUGAACUAAAUCCCUUUCAUUUUCGGAGCUGGGAUUAUGAUAGUUCUUUUUGGGCGUCGUGAAAUUGUAUGUUUUUUGAAACAAUAUGAUUUAACACUAUGAUGAUGUAGGAUGAUAGAAGUUUUGGUACCUCGAAAAGCAUGGGUUAUGCGAUCGACCAUAUUAUAAAAUGAUAUUCUAUAAAAAAUAAAAAAUAAAAAUCCUGCGCUGUACCCUGCAUAUUCUUAUUAGUAAACAGCAAACAACUUGGAGAGAUGUGGAUAGGUUUGUGAGCAGGCUCUUGAAAGGAAGAGAUCUGUGGGGGCAUAGUUGUGUUGCUCGUGAAAUUCAAAUUUACAACAUGUUCAGUGUUAUUCCUAGGUUCAACAAGAAAACAACCCCUUCUCGUUCUCUAAGGUGAAAGCCUUCACACCCGAGUUGGAUGCUUCUGGCCGAGCAUUGUUUCAAACGUGGAGGAGUCAAAACCAAAGAGAACCAGCUAUGAAAGCAAAGAAAAAUAGUGAAAAAAAGAUACCGACAGCCCGGAAUUAUGGGAUGCGCUUCUGAAUAUAUUAUUUGCUUCUCUACUUUCAAUAACCUUAUCAUCAGUUUUUCCACAUCUUUCUUGUAAAAGUUUCCAUUAAGGUGGAUGCAUCUGAUUACCAUUUUUAAGUACGAAAGCCUAUAUGAUUUCUAAGUUCAAUGAGCGGCUAUCUUUCUUUCAGAUUUUCCGCCUAGAUUUUUCUUUCCCUUUUGUACGUUGGGUAAAUAUAUUAAUUGGCUAAUAACCCUAUGAUUUGAAAUACUCAACCUUUGAAAGUGCAGUCCUAUUCGAAGGCUCUUGCCAUUUUUAGGGCCAAUGACACAUAAAAGUCACAUCUACUUUACUUCAUGGCAUUUAUGGAUAUAGUUCUGCUUGAGCUCUGGCAAUGUCUUCUAACUAACAUUGCUCGCUGCAUCUUGAUGCUUGUUUAAAGCCAAGGUGGAUGUACGUUUCUCAUUGAGCCGAUGGUUGCCUCAGUUCUGGGCAUGGGCAUGUAGAUUCGUUAUACUGUCACGCCAUUACAAAUUCAGUUUUGUUUCUUAGGUGGUCAUAACUGCUCGUUCUAUUUCUCAUAUUCUUUCCUGUGAGGCUUCAAGGCCCAAUGUCCACGUAUUUUCGGGUUAUAUAAGGUCCCUUGACUCGCCCCAAUUAUACUUGGUCAUAAUUUUUCAACUGCAUUCUUUGUUUCAAAGUCAAAUACUCUUCAUCUAUGAUCAAUUGUUGGAUCUUGCAUCGUGUGAUUCUCCUAAAAGCCUUUAAUCCCUUGUCAAUAUAGUAUGAGACGGUCUGUCAUUUCAUGAUGCCCCUCAUAGUCUUCUUUAUCCAUUCACCAAUCCAUACCCGACUGGGUGUUUAUAAGGUAAAUCUGUGCCUACAGUGCAGUAUAAUUAUAGAAUGUAUUUUGAUCUGGUAAAGAGGAAAAACGAGGAAGCAAAAACCCACCCCAAGUUAUUGCUCAGAAGUCAACCUCCUGUACCUGUUGCCAACCAAGUCAACCUUGCCACUAUCAGCCAUCCCUUUAGGAUGCUGUGGUUGUUGAUGGGCAGCCACGUCCUCUGCUAUCGACAGAUUGGCAACCCAUCAGAGCUUCUGCUCGUUCUGGUUCACCAACAACCAGAAACAUGGUUGUAUUCUGGUUCUGGGGAGGGUACAUCGUAUCAUUUUUAUACAAAUUCUUGCAUCAUUUUUGUCUUCUUCUCCUUGAUGACACUACUACCCGGGACUCUACCUGAACCUUUAUUCAAGUUCAGCUACAUGAACCUUAAUAACAUGCAAUGUUGACCAUGUGCUUUUUUAUGUAAUGUCCAUAACAUAAUAAAAAUGCUCAGAUUUGAGGUCAAAUUUUGCCAAGGUCAGAUCCUUUCUUUUUUGAGCCUGAUUCUGUGCAGUACCACCUUCCUAUUGCUUCUUCACGUUCUGGAUUGCUGCAUCAUGAACUUGGAAACACAGUCCUACAACGCGUAGAUUUCGAUCCUUUAAUCCUUCAAUUUUACCAGUUCACUCCCAUACAGUGGAUAGGGCUUAUGAUUAUCAUGAUGAUCUCGCUAAAUUAUAUUUUAACUUAUGAAAUUGUCCUUGAACCACCACCUUGAGCUGCGAGAGUAUCUCCGAAAAAUCUGAUGGAUGAGGUAACCUUUUUACACGAGCAAUUUAGUCAUAUGCAAUUUAUUUCCAAAGAUAGGUAUCAAUAGAUGGAAAGCGAGUUCACGUAACCAUGAGGAUCUCUGUGAAAGAAGAGUUAUCGUUCGUCGAAAGGUUCUCUCCUUUCCAAUUCAGUUGUUGGGUAAUGGCGUCCUGCUCGAUUCUAUGGAAAUUAUGCGAGUUCAUCGGAGAUUUAAUUUCUUAUCCAUGUUUCUAGAUUGCGUUACCUCAGCUUUUCUGCCAUGCUUGCUUGUCAUUUAUUUUUUGUUUCAUUUAAAACCCAUAGUAAUCCCAUAGUAAAUCUGAAGAUUUAUCAUCUGCAGUUUAUAUAUAUGUAUAUAUAUAUAUAUAAUGAAUGAUCUCUGCCAUUUGAUGAUUUGCUGCGAAAAUACUUCUCUUCCAUGACAAGAAUAUUCCACAGGUUCCUGUAGCUCCACUGCAGCGGGCGGUCAACAUCCCCGUUUUCAGUCAAUCAAUGAUGGACGACUCUCAGGGACCCUUGGAUCUGCCCUCCGAGAAGGGGAUCCCCACCAUGAUUACGUGGAGCUACGGCGGCGACCAAGUUGCUGUCGAGGGCUCGUGGGACAAUUGGACCUCCAGGUACGCCCCCCCCCCCGCGCCUAGAGUCAACCUACGAAAGCGGAAAGAAAACGUGUAAAACAUGGGGUUUUAUUUUCCAUCUUCGUCUCAUCUGGCAGGCGGCCCCUCCAGAAGUGUGGGAAGGACCAUGCCAUCAUCCUGGUUCUCCCCUCCGGGAUCUACCAGUACAAGUUCAUCGUCGACGGAGAGUGGAGAUACGUUCCUGAUUUCCCUUGCAUAGCCGACGAGAUGGGCGUCAUUAUGAAUAUUCUUGACGUCCAUGUAAGUCUUCAUCCCCCCCCAUCUUUAAGAAACAUAUUUAUUUGCUUAUUUAGAUGGAAAUAUACACACACACACACACACACACACAUAUAUAUACAUAUAUAGAUUGAUUGAUUCAUGUAUACGGAAUUAAUUAUUUUUACCUGUAUGGAUAUAUAUAUAUCGAAAUCCCCACAGUUUUCUCGAUUUCCCUGUAAUCUUAUGAUAGAUAUGAUAAUCCAAUGACGCAGGACUAUGUGCCGGAGAACCUGGAUACGGUGGCGGAGUUCGAGGCGCCGCCGUCACCGGAGUCGAGCUACGGCCAGCCGUACCCGGUGGACGAGGACUUCGCCAAGGAUCCGGCCCUUGUCCCCGCGCAGCUCCACCUCACCGUUCUAGGCGCCGCCCACGGCGAUGCAUCGGCGGCGCCGCCAGCAGCGGGGGCGGCGGCGGAGAAGCCCCAGCACGUGGUGCUCAACCACCUCUUCAUCGAGAAGGGCUGGACCUCACAGUCCCUCGUUGCCCUCGGCCUCACCCACCGCUUCAGGUCCAAGUACGUCACCGUCGUCCUCUACAAACCCCUCAGAAGGUAA